CCGGGUGUCUCCGACAGGGUUUUACUGCGCUCGGGGCGGUGCCGACGCUUAGUGUGUUUGGAGCCGGCGGCCGGGCGUCGGGGCUCGGCGCCAUGGGGCUGAGGUAGAGUCGGCCCAGCUGCGGAGAACGGGCGAGCGCUUCUGAGUGACGGGGCCGAGCCUGCGCGGCGGCGAGGAGCGCAGCGCCGGCCGGAGGAUGGAGGACAAGAAGGAAGAAGGCGAGGCGGAGAUCCAGGAGCACGGGCCUGAGCACUGGUUCAGCAAGUGGGAGAGGCAGUGCCUGGCUGAAGCCGAGCAGGAGGAGGCGUUGGCUCCGGAGCUGCAAGACGAGGAGGCUGCGCAGCCGGAGCACAAGCAGCAGAAGCUCUGGCACCUCUUCCAGAACUCGGCCACCGCUGUGGCGCAGCUCUACAAGGACCGGGUGUGCCAGCAGCCGGGGCUUUCCCUCUGGGUCCCCUUCCAGAACGCUGCCACUGCGGUCACCAACCUCUACAAAGAAAGUGUGGAUGUCCAUCAGCGAAGCUUUGAUGUAGGAAUUCAGAUUGGCUAUCAGCGUCGGAAUAAGGAUGUCUUAGCUUGGGUUAAAAAACGCAGAAGAACUAUUCGUAGAGAAGACUUGAUCAGCUUCCUAUGUGGGAAAGUUCCUCCUCCAAGAAAUUCUAGAGCUCCCCCAAGACUGACUGUAGUAUCCCCUAAUCGAGCUACUUCAACAGAAACUAGUUCAUCUGUAGAGACUGAUUUGCAACCCUUCCGUGAAGCCAUAGCUCUGCAUGGUCUCAGUGGUGCAAUGGCUAGUAUAAGUGUUCGUUCAAGUACCCCAGGCUCACCCACUCACGUGAGCAGUGGCUCCAAUGCUAGUCGAAGGAGAAAUGGACUUCAUGAUGUUGAUUUGAACACUUUCAUAUCAGAAGAAAUGGCACUCCACUUGGACAAUGGUGGAACUAGAAAGCGUACCUCAGCCCAGUGUGGCGAUGUCAUUACAGACUCACCAACUCAUAAACGCAACAGAAUGAUCUAAACUGCAAAAACUUCAAACCCACCAUGCUGCUUGAAAGCCACUUGAUCCUCAGAGUACUAUUAAAAAGGAAACAUGAGGCCAUCUUUCCAUACUCACUGUUUAAGACGAAUUCAAUAAUUGCCAUAAAGGAAAUUUUAGAUAUUACAUUAGAUGCCUCUUGUAACUGCAGCUUUCUUAAAAUAUAUUCUUAGCAGAGGACAUCAGAUAUUGUGUAGUAGUUAGCAAGAUCAUCAUAGGCAAACAUGUAUCUGUUCCAAGGCUAAAAGUGACCUUACUUGUAUUAAAGGGAAAGGAAAUUUCAGAUGUUUAUUUGGUUAUAAAAUGCUUCUUUUUUUUUUUUUUGUCCUUUAUUUCUUGCUGUGUUAAGUAUUAGCUUAAACAGUAUUGCCAGUUUGACUGAAAUUGUCUACAACAUGACUUGGCAUCUUUGUCAAAACUGCAGGCUUCCAUUUUUGCAGCACUACCAUGCACCUAGUUUCUAUAUAGUAACAGUGUGCAAGUUAUAAAUAUUGGACUGUACCCUUUUUAGUUUUAAAAGCAAUUGAUAACUGGUUAUUGUGUGAUAAUGUUAAGAGGUGCUAUGAUGGUCAUGCAAUUAAUACUUAAUAUUGACUCAAUACAAGGAUCUUCAUUGGAUUCACUUUGUGUGUUCUAGUGCUCUGAAGUAGCAAUAUUAAACUUUUCCCCAAUUAACUUCAUAGGCUUUUAAAUUGGUUUAAUAAAAUAUAUGUACUUAUUGGUAUUAUCCUUGUGGUAAUCUUAAAACAGUGCAGACUGCACCAGUGCGGACCUAAGUUUAGAGAAAGAUGUCCUGUAAUUGGAAAAUAGGCUUUUCUGUUCAGUAUUAGUGAGGGGUAGGUUUUGUGUGCACCUGUAUCUCAUUUUGCAUUUCUUGUGAAGUAAUUGCCCAUUGCUGGGGAGGGGUGGGAAUGAGGGGGAAUAGUUGGAAAAGGGGUGUGUUCUAACAAGUAAGACUUCUGGUCUUGAAACUUGUUGAAACUUGGACUAACUUAAACAACAUUGUGUGAUGCAUGUCACUCCCUCCUGAAGGAGAUGGCAGGUUCUUUGAAGUGCUAAGAAAAUAAUUUAAAACUGGAAGUUGAUUAUAAAUCUCUGGAUAAACAUGCCAUAAGGAUGAAUUACAAAGGAUAAAUGGCUUUCUCUGUGUUGAGCUUACAUUCACAGAAUUGAACUCUGGCUGCUGUAACUUAAGCAUAAUCUAAAACUGAACUAGAAAUCAAGACUGAUCUGCUGCAAAUCCAUUUCUGAGUGGUGAAAGAUGUGUUGGGCUGGAAGAGUGUCCUCAGUAUUUUUACAUGUAGGUGCAACAAGUCUUUGGUGAAGAGCUCUGGAGUCUCUAAAGCUCUAUACUUAGGGAAGGGGUAAUACAGGAGGAAUAAGAAAAUGAAGAACUCCAAACCUGAAAUUUGGGAAAGGGGUAUUUAGUGAGGUGGUAUGCAUGCUUUAACUGGAAGCAGAGGCUGAUUCUUGGAUGAAAUGCAGCUAUGCUGGAUUCAUAGUAUUAAUGAAUUGUGGUGGUCUAACUAAGUUAAGGCACCUUGAGCUCUGUGUUAAUACACAACUCUUCAAGACUUUAGCUUACAUGCUUGUGAAGUCAGAUUUUUUUCUUGUGCAUUACAUUCCCUGUUUGAAGAGAACUUCACUGUAUUUUUGCUCUUUUUUACCCUGGUGUCCUCUCAUUAGUAUUCUGUAGUCAAGGCAAGACAGCAGUGGUGCCUAAAAUUCUCAGAAUUCAAAGUGCUCUACUAAGAGCAUGAUCUUGCUGUGUGGUGCUUCCAUUUCUUUAUAUUGAAGAGCUCUUGAAGAUGUUGACAGUUGCACAAUACUGUAGCCUAGAGGUUCUAUAAUCUAUGGGACAAGUUCAAGACCUGUCCAAAGCAAGAUGAUAAGAACUGUUUAAAACCUCCACCUGUGUUACACAGCUGAACUUGCACAUCACCUGGAGGCUUGGUAUACAUUAAUUUCAGUUACUGCUAUUAAUGACAAUUCAUAAGACUUAUUUUAUGUAAGAUAUUAGUACUGCAUAUAAAGCUAGUUUUCUUUUGAAGACUGCAUUUUCAACAGAGAUUUUUGAAGAUGGUACCUAAAUACAUCUGUUAGUAUUUAUUAGGCUGUGGGUGGAGGGAUUUUUCUGUUCCAAAAGAAAAAUCUGGAGGAUAUGUAUGAAAACCAGUUUUCAGCUCUUCUGUUUAUUCAUUAACUGGCUUGUACAAGUAAGAUGCUUAUUCUCUGUGAUUUCUAACACUUUAAUAUUACCUGUAGUAAAGGUAACAUCACAUUGUUAUCAGUUCUGCAUAUGUGGACUGAAGAGUAAGGGUGCUUCUGGUCAAUACACAGAGCCUGUUCAAAUUACUUCUCCCCUUCCCUGCAGUGAAAUAAAUCCUGUUAAUGCUUUGAAGCAUUAAUUCUGUCUAGUACCAUCUAAAAGUAAAAUUGUCUGGCUUAUGGAUGAAUUUGUGCCAUUUUUCUUUGGAAGAAAAUGGGCUUAGAUAUUAAACUGGUUGCAUUGGGUUAUUUUUUUUUUUGCUUGUACCUUAAAUAUUUGGCAACUUUUUGAUUGCUUUUUGUUUAGCCCCCACUGUUGUUUGCUCUUUGUUAACCUCUGCCAGAAUGAUCAAGACUGCAUGUAUUCACCUCGGAAACACAAGGAGAACAGGUUGUCUCUUAAAAAAAUAAUAAAAAGGAAGUCCCAUA
Molecule: messenger RNA, 3733 nt
Organism: Melopsittacus undulatus (budgerigar)
Lineage: Eukaryota; Metazoa; Chordata; Aves; Psittaciformes; Psittaculidae
Gene: HAPSTR1
Product: HUWE1 associated protein modifying stress responses
Exons: 4
Coding region: 197-1018 (273 amino acids)
Source: RefSeq, a predicted model, not a curated record